Gambusia affinis (western mosquitofish) is the source of this 2871-nucleotide messenger RNA. Its product is annotated as syncytin-A-like. Lineage: Eukaryota; Metazoa; Chordata; Actinopteri; Cyprinodontiformes; Poeciliidae. The transcript has 2 exons. The coding region runs from base 837 to 1916 and encodes 359 amino acids. The record is from RefSeq and is a predicted model, not a curated record.
GGCCACAGAGUGCCGGCCUCGUGGAAAGAACAAAUGGGACUAUAAAAAGUAGAUUAAGAAAAUGUAUGGAAACUACUCAUAGACCAUGGCCAGAAUGUCUAGAUUUGGUAAAGUUGUAUAUGAGAAUUACACCCACACAAGAGGGAGUAACACCAUUUGAAAUAAUACACAGAAGACCAUACAGACUGCCGAUAUUUUCAGCAGAUUUGCAGAAAGCAGAUGAGGAGCAGACACUAACAGAUUAUAUGGUCAGGACUUUGAAGCAGAAAGAGGUGUCAAAUGCAAAUUUACUGCCCUCUGACUCUCCCCUCUCACAGGACUUCACACCCAUCAAGCCAGGAGACUGGGUGUUUAUCAAAGUCAUCAAAAGAAAGAGCUGGGCCAGCCCACGGUGGGAGGGACCAUUCCAAGUCCUUCUAACUACUCCAACUGCUGUAAAGAUUGCUGAAAGAGAUGUAUCUUGCUGGAGCAAGAUACAUCUCAGUCACUGUAAGGUACAGAGAGUGUUAGACUUCUAGAUUUGAGUGAUGGGGAAGGACUACAAAGGGAAUUUACAAAUUUAGAGGUAAAUUGUCUCAAAGUCCGGGAAGAAAUCAACAGAUCCUCACUCUUUUAGCCUAGAAGUUUUGACAUCUCUGUAUUCUGAGCAGCAAUGAGGUCUUCACAAGCCAGGUGGAAUCCCUGCUGUGCUGUGACUGUAGCAUGUCUUUUGUCUUGGAGUGGGGGAUGUCUCGCCGUCAACAAGAUAAGGAGAGAAGCAGACACAUCCUCCCCCCAGACUCAUCCACAUGACUACAGCACCAACUUGUGGUGGCAAUUGAUGAACAGGACUGCAUAUGAGGGGAACGAGACCAACUGCUAUGAAGGUGGACUUUUUCAACUGUAAAGCCUGCCAAGACAAAAACCACGUCAGUACUGCCUGUUCCAUGAGAUGGAAAUCUGACCGCAACUGUACGAGAAUUAACCUUCUUAAGGUGAGACAGUUCGAUAUCAGCAGCGGAACCAGAGGACGUCAAAAUUCCACCAUCUGCAGCACCAUCGUUCCAGGGAACAGAGGAUCCAGGACAAUGGCAGACUGGUACUUUGUAUGUGGACAUACUGCUUAUGCUUCUCUUCCCAGGAAUUGGGGAGGACUGUGUGCGCUGGUUCCUCUCUCCAACCCAGUGACUUUCCUGAAAAAGGUCCAGGACACUCACAACAAUGGACACUACCGCACUAAGAGAGACAUCAUGCCAGAAGUCCAAAGGUGGGGAGGCCUUACUACAAAAACAGGAGUUCCUUGGAAAUUCAGGAUCUGGGGUGGCGGAGAGAAGUUUAUGCAAAGCCUAUUCCCAUGGGUGGGAGUAGGUGAAGUCCGAGACCAUGUUGAAAUCAACAGGUACGCUCUACUACGCCUCAUCAACAACACAUACCAGCUAGCCAACGGCACCGCAAAAGAACUGACUGCAUUGAGAAACAUGGUUUUGCAAAACCGUGUUGUGUUGGAUUUUCUCACAGCCUCUCAGGGAGGUGUCUGUAAGAUUAUAGGCUCCACGUGCUGUACGUUUAUCCCUGAUGAAUCGGGAACUGGUGGUACUAUACAUGACGCCCUGCAUGAAUUGGAAGAGCUUAAGAACUAUAUGGACAGUGCGACACAAGGGUCCCAGCCUUUUGAUUUUUUAUCUUGGCUCACCUCUGGACCCUGGUGGCAGUUUCUGUUAAAGAUUGGGACACCCAUCUUGACUGUAUUGAUUUUAUUUUGUCUGUUUACAACUUGUAUCAUUCCAUGUCUUCGUAGCAUGAUGUUAAAGACAUUCAACACUGCUUUGAUUAGCUAUCAAAUGGUCAGGAUAACUUCUGACACAGAUGAAGACCACAUACAGUUCCAAAAGAACGAGGAUGGACUGACAAUGGGAACAUAUGAUGAUGUUCUGUAAUCGAAUAAAAGAUUGAAUCAUUUGCUUUAUGAAUCCUGCACUGAAAAUGUGAAAACAAGUGGUGUAGUGAUGAAAACAAUGUGCAUUUGGUUUUUUUUGUUAUUUUCUUUACUGUCUUUCUUUUUUUUUUUUUAAUGGUCAUAAUUUUUUUUAAACAUUUGUAUUCUUUUUCCUAAUAGUAUUAGUAUGUGUACCCUGUUUUUGUUUAGCCCUAGCAUAGUUUUGUGUAACAAUGAUAAAAAUAAAAAGGGGGGAAUGUUAGGAUAAUUUUAUUAUCAUUGUUACAACUGUUGUAGUGUUACUUGGGUCAUCUAUAUGUUAAUUGAAAUAGGGGUGUGAGACAGAGUUGAGCUUACUUUAACACUACAAGUGUAAUCUUUGAUGGUGGUCUUUUGAGAGUUUCCCUUAGUCGUAAGACUGCGUCUGCUAUCUGUUAGAUCCUGGGGGCUCCUAAUCUUAUUAGCACCAGCCCCUUUUGUUCUUGUUUUAAUAAAAGACAAGUUCUACUGCAGAGCUUCAGAACACAUGGUGAACUGUUCUGAGGAGCAGCUCUCUGUGUCUUCUCCUUCUGCAGAAGCUUGGUUGAAAACUCAUAACGUUGUCUGUGGUUCUUUCUUUGUAUUUAGGUAAACUAAAAUACCUAACAAUGAUUCAUGGUUCAUGCUUUUGGUAAUUUUUUAGAGCUCCAAAAUAUGAUUAUAUAAAUGCUUUAUAUAUAUAUAGGGAAUGACAGAAUGUCUUUUUUUUUUUUUUUUUACCAGAUAUUGUGAUAGUUUCUGUAUUUGAACAAGUGUGAUUGAACACAGUUAUAUUAUAUAAUUAUAUGAUCAUUUUGCACACAGUAGAACACCAAACAUCUCUAUUUUGAGAGGAUAGAGAGAUGUUUGGUGUUCUGCCUACUUUAUACUUUUGAGGAAAACUAUUGGAUCUCUGGAGCGUUUCAGGGCUCUGGAGA